This is a messenger RNA of Rhizophagus irregularis DAOM 181602=DAOM 197198, 567 nucleotides long. RefSeq lists its product as uncharacterized. NCBI's taxonomy places the organism in Eukaryota, Fungi, Glomeromycota, Glomeromycetes, Glomerales, Glomeraceae. Gene Ontology annotation, molecular function: ATP binding; protein binding; protein kinase activity. The record is from RefSeq and is a predicted model, not a curated record. Gene Ontology annotation, cellular component: cytoplasm. Gene Ontology annotation, biological process: signal transduction; protein phosphorylation.
AUGGAGUAUGCUGAUAGUGGCACCCUUCGAAAUUAUUUAAGUGAACGUUUUGAAAAUCUUACUUGGAAUGAUAAGUUAAAUUUGGCGCUUCAGUUAUCUAAUGCUAUAUCAUGGUUACAUAAUAAAAAAAUUGUACAUCGUGAUUUGCACUCUAAUAGUAUAUUAGUUCAUAGGAAUAUCAUCAAAUUGGCCGAUUUCGGAUUGUCAAUAAGGGUUGAGGAAUCUACCAAUAUUCAAUCAAAUUUAUCUAAAAUGUUCGCCUACGUUGAUCCACAAAAUUUUAAUAUAAAAAGUCAUAGCAAUAAUCAAAUACAAGUAUAUUCAUUAAAUCAAAAGAGUGAUAUUUACAGUAUUGGCAUACUCUUUUGGGAAAUAUCUAGUGGCCAACCACCUUUUCGUAAUGAAUCAUACAAUGAUGAUUUGGUUAUAGAAAUAUUACAAGGUCUUAGAGAGAAACCAAUUCCUAAUACCCCUGAAGAUUAUGUUAAUAUAUACACUGAUUGCUGGAAUAUUGAACCAAAUAAUCGUCCAACUAUCAAUCAGGUUGUUGAGAAAUUGAAUGCAAUU